This is a messenger RNA of Planococcus citri (citrus mealybug), 1462 nucleotides long. Its product is annotated as alpha-tocopherol transfer protein-like. The record is from RefSeq and is a predicted model, not a curated record. The coding region runs from base 276 to 1208 and encodes 310 amino acids. The transcript is spliced from 7 exons. Gene Ontology annotation, molecular function: phosphatidylinositol bisphosphate binding. Lineage: Eukaryota; Metazoa; Arthropoda; Insecta; Hemiptera; Pseudococcidae. Gene Ontology annotation, cellular component: membrane.
AUCUUUUCAUCAGUUACCUAAGCGACGACGGUUUGCGCGUUACUUUCAAUUCACGUUUCUCUCUUAUGGAUAAUACUGUUAAGUUGAUCCCUCAUAUUUCGCGCGCAAUUUUAAAAAUUGCCAGUUCGCGAAGUGCGAGACAUUUUUAAUUUGCUUCGCGUGUAAAUGGCGAUAUAAUAUUUUAAUUAUAAAACAUAUUUAUUUAUUUUUCAAUUUUUUUUAUUAUUUUGAUUUAUAUACUUGCUUUUGCGGAUAGUUCAAAAAAAUAGUUCCUAAUGGCAUUAAUAGGAGCAACGAACCAACAAAAAACCAAGAUUUAUGAAGAGAUUAAUGAAACGCAUUCGAAUAAAUUAGAGGAUAAUAAAGCAAUCGUUCAGAAAUGGUUGAGUUCACAGCCUCAUCUGCCAAAAAAUUACGAUGAAAGAAUACUCGCCUCAUUCAUCAGAGGAUGUAAACACGAUGUAGAAAGGGUUCAACGAAAACUAGAUCAUUAUUUCACAUAUCGUUCAAUUAUGCCUGAUUUAUUUAUGAAUCGAGAUCCUACGUCAUCUGAAAUCAGAAACCUAAAAGAACAAUUUGUAGCAUUUCCUUUACCUGAAUUAACAGCUGAUGGAUGUCGGGUUACGUUUCAUCGUGUCAAUAGCUCCGAUUCAAAUAAACUUGAUGUAAAAGCUAUUGUAAAAUAUUUACUAAUGUUAGGAGAAAUUCGUUUAUUAGAAGAAGGUCCCAUCUCUGGUGACGUUUGCGUAUUCGACGUUUCCGGUGCUACUGCGUCCAUGGUGUCUAAAUUAAUUAAUCCAGUCGUUAAAAAGGGAAUUAUGUGUUCGCAGAAUGCUCUGCCACAAAGAUUAAAAGAAAUUCACGUGAUAAAUGCACCUCCUUUCAUGGAUACAGGAGUCAACAUAAUCAAAAUGUUUGUCAAGCAAAAAAUUAAAGAUAGAUUUCACGUGUACUCAGACACCCAAGGCUUGUACAAGUACAUUCCAAGAGAUUCAUUACCAUCGGAUUACGGCGGAAAAGAAAAAUCCAUUGAUGCUUUACAAAGUGAAUGGUACAAAAAACUAGAAAGCUAUCGUUCGUAUUUCGAAGAACAAGAAAACAUUUGCACCGAUGAAUCAAAAAGGAUGAAUAAAUCAGAACCAACGAGUAGCGAAUACGAAGAGCUUUUUGGCACAACCGGAUCCUUCCAUAAAUUAUCAAUCGACUAAGUAACCUUCAUGAUGAGAAAAUCGCUAGUUUUGUAUUUUUGUGAAAAUGUACCUAUUAUUUUGAACGUAGGUAGUGUGUAUGUUUGUUUUCAUUUUUUUUUUUUUAAAUCAAGCUUAUUAUAUGUAUAAAACUUUUUAGCAUCGCUUGACUUUUUUGGUACGCGUAUGUUUGUGUAUGUAAGCAAAUAAUAAAAAUCAACUUUCCACGUGUUAUACAUGUAGGUAUAAUAAAGGUUAUUUACUUACGAGUUUAA